Molecule: messenger RNA, 561 nt
Organism: Saccostrea cuccullata (small rock oyster)
Lineage: Eukaryota; Metazoa; Mollusca; Bivalvia; Ostreida; Ostreidae
Exons: 1
Coding region: 1-561 (186 amino acids)
Source: RefSeq, a predicted model, not a curated record
AUGAGGUCAGGAGAUUUUAAGUCCUUAGACCAGAAACGAGAAGCCAUAGCCCUCAUGGAACAGGCCGGGUGUGAUAUCACUCAAGCUUGUGGAGCCCCAGAGUGGACCAAAUUACAACAGGUAUUAGCUCCUCAGUAUCGACUGAAAAUAUUUCAGUUCAAAUCUACUUCCACUAAACUCUGUUUAGAACCUAUUUACAAAGGUUCGGGAAAUGGAACUUAUUUGAACAUAUUGUUAGACGACCAUCAUUGCGAUGCCAUCAUAUCCAUGCCGGGAGUAACGGGGAACCAAUAUUACUGUGAUGAUUGCGACGUGGGGUACAGUCAUGUCACAGACCAUCGCUCCAAGUGUCCUCAUCGCUGUCCCUUUUGUUUAGGACACCCUAGAUGUCCCGAUGAAGGGAUCAAGAUUCGAUGCCGGGAAUGCCAGGGAAUGUUUAAGAACAGAACCUGCUACGAAAAUCAUUUAAGACCCCAUAGUAAGAAAACCACCACUACUGUCUGCAAUUUAAUGGAGCUAUGCGAGAAGUGUCAGUCCUGGAUACCUAAGAAAUUACCGUAA